Meloidogyne enterolobii is the source of this 291-nucleotide messenger RNA. NCBI's taxonomy places the organism in Eukaryota, Metazoa, Nematoda, Chromadorea, Rhabditida, Meloidogynidae. The record is from the annotation of a GenBank genome assembly.
UGGGGAUAUCUCACGGCCGUAUUUCUUACAUCAAUCUCAUGUAUGGUUCUCUGGGAUUUUCUAUUUGUCCACAACUACAAGGUUCUGUUUCUCAAUUCGAAUUUUCCGGUAUGGGCCCUGGCAUUUAUCUCCGAAUUUACUGUUGUUUUCCUCAAAUUUUGCCAAUAUCCAGUCUCCCUCCUUUCAAUCUAUACUAUUUGUUAUAAUAUAUUGUUGUCUCAUUUUUUCCAUAUUCAAAUUAAGUUUGGCCUCAUGCACUUCGUCGAUCCUCUCCUUUAUUCUCGCACAUAA